AUUGUGGAGUUCUUCUUCUUGUCACGGGUGUACCGCAUCGUCCCUGCUCUUUCAGUCAAACCACCAGUAGUGGAGGUGGAUCAGGUGUAUCUGCAGAGGAUGGAGAGGAGAAUGUCCCAAGGGGAAGGUAAUGUUGCACAACCUCAACCUCUGGCAGAAGGCAACUGCAACACAAGCCUGCACCUAAAAGAAAUCACAGACCUGCCAUUGUGUUUCCGAAAGUUACGCUGGUUGGUGAACACCUGUAAGGACGGUUGGAGGGCCUAUUAUCGCCAGCCUGUCUUCCUUGCAGGAAUGGGCCUGGCUUUCCUCUACACCACAGUACUGGGCUUUGACUGCAUCACCACUGGCUAUGCCUAUACUCAGGGUAUUAGUGGAUCUCUCCUUAGUCUUCUGAUGGGUGUAUCAGCUAUCACAGGGCUGAUGGGCACCGUGAUGUUCACCAGACUCAGGAAGAUGUAUGGCCUGGUUAACACAGGCAUCAUCUCAAGUUGCCUCCACCUGGGCUGCCUACUGUUGUGUGUGUGCUCUGUAUUUGCCCCUGGCAGCCCAAUGGAUCUUAGCCUGCUGAUGCCUUAUAUUACCUCCAACUCCUCCACCGAGCUUGGAGGGAUGGCAAGCCAAAGGCAAAAACACACCUAUCCUCUGAGGGGAGGCAGCAAUCAGCCACUGCUUCCUGACCGCUCCUCCAUUCACUGGACCAACAACACUGUGCUUUUUGACAAUGUGCCCUCUGGCACAGUGCCAGAAUCCUACAUCUCCAUUAUCCUGCUGUUCUUGGGCGUCAUCACAGCACGCAUCGGUCUCUGGUCCUUCGACCUGACAGUGACCCAGCUCCUGCAGGAGAACAUCUGUGAGUCCGAGAGGGGUGUUGUAAAUGGGGUACAGAGCUCUAUGAAUUACCUGAUGGAUCUGCUUCACUUCAUCAUGGUCAUCUCGGCUCCACAGCCACAGCACUUUGGCAUCCUAGUUAUCAUUUCUGUGUUAUUCAUUACCACUGGGCACACUAUGUACUUUCUGUAUGCACACAAAGUCAAGAGAAAACGCCGCCUCGACACAUAAGGAGCAGACGUGGCCCACGCAUCCAGGCAUGAGAUGCUUGCCAGCACUGACACCACUCUGCACCUGUGAAAUGAAUGCCUCCCUCCUGUUCCUUCAGCAAUCUUAUUGCAACACUCCACUCCUGACAUAGCCAUUCAUUUCAGCACAACACAGCAAGUGCCUGUCCCACCUCGGUUGCUUUCUUCCUGCAGGGCCAUGUGCCAUAGCAGCAAACAAGAACUCAGGUGAAGUAGAGUGGGAGACACGCUCUCCCUUCGUGUACAUACGUUGAGGUGGCUACAAUAAAUGCAGCAAUUGUACCUACAGGGGAAAUGUCCGGAUCUAACGUACAGAUGGACACAAAGGUAAUGGCUAAGGCACCAGCACAUGUCUUUGCAAACCCUGUAGGAUUACUGCAAGACUUUCAUCAAACAAGACUGUUAACUUACUUAGCUUUUUGGAUGGGAGGGUGGAUGGAUGGAGAGAUUUUUCUAACCUUCACUCAGUUAAAAACUGAUGUUGUGAGGAAACGUACCAGUGAUACAUGAAAAUAUAAACAAGACAAGACAGUACUUUUACAAGUGGCAUCGAUGUUACUGAUCCGUCCACUUGGAAAUAUUCCAGGGUGUCCAAAAAGGAACAUAAAGGGAACUUGAUGUGAGACUGUUUGAUUAAAAAAAAAAAAAAUCUGAAAGGCAGCCCCCUUUUAAUGGACAGAUGUGAAAGGACAAAGUAUUUCCUUCCCCUGGUUUGUUUCUCUGUGGAUGAAUUAAGCAAACAUUUGCCUUUCUUUUAUGCAUGUAAACCUGGCUUAUGGAUUACAACAACAAAAUAC
Messenger RNA from Xiphias gladius (swordfish), 1876 nucleotides. RefSeq names its product solute carrier family 40 member 1-like. NCBI's taxonomy places the organism in Eukaryota, Metazoa, Chordata, Actinopteri, Istiophoriformes, Xiphiidae. The annotation marks the transcript as partial. Gene Ontology annotation, cellular component: membrane. The transcript has 3 exons. The record is from RefSeq and is a predicted model, not a curated record. Gene Ontology annotation, biological process: iron ion transmembrane transport. Gene Ontology annotation, molecular function: iron ion transmembrane transporter activity.